Molecule: messenger RNA, 1941 nt
Organism: Diprion similis
Lineage: Eukaryota; Metazoa; Arthropoda; Insecta; Hymenoptera; Diprionidae
Gene: Rab8
Product: ras-related protein Rab-8A
Exons: 5
Coding region: 431-1063 (210 amino acids)
Biological process (GO): regulation of exocytosis; protein secretion; cellular response to insulin stimulus
Cellular component (GO): trans-Golgi network transport vesicle; synaptic vesicle; endosome
Molecular function (GO): GTP binding; GTPase activity
Source: RefSeq, a predicted model, not a curated record
AUGACGUGACAAACUUGUGCUGUUGAGUGGCUGUCAUCGCUGCUUCUCUGUGACAGAUGUUUGAUGUGAUUAAUUUCCUUUGUUAAUUGGCGCGGAAAUAACUUCUGUGCUUGGCGGAUAGAUAGGUAAUUAUCUGUUGCUGUGACUGAUAGUUGGGUACGGGAAUCCGAGUGAUUAUACCAUCGAUAAAUGCGUGGCAUCUACGGCGGGUAGAUUUCCGGGAAGGACCCAAGUAGACUGUAUAACCAGCUGUCUUCACCACCACCACCGUCACCGUCACCACCACACCACCACCACACCACCACCACCACCACCACCACCACACGACGACGACCAACGACGACGGCGACAACGACGACGAAACAUCCGGGCACGGCGAAGCAAAUUUAGUGUAGAUAGUUGGUGAUUCGAUAAUAUUGUAUUUCUUAAAAUGGCAAAGACCUAUGACUAUUUAUUUAAGUUGCUACUAAUCGGGGACUCGGGCGUAGGCAAAACUUGUGUAUUGUUCAGAUUUUCCGAAGAUGCAUUCAACACGACCUUCAUCUCCACUAUUGGAAUCGACUUUAAGAUUCGAACCAUCGACUUGGACAACAAGAAGGUCAAAUUACAAAUAUGGGACACAGCAGGACAGGAGAGGUUCAGGACAAUAACGACAGCGUAUUAUCGUGGUGCGAUGGGUAUAAUGCUCGUGUAUGAUGUGAACAACGAAAGGAGUUUUGAGAAUAUAAAAAACUGGAUUCGCAACAUCGAAGAAAAUGCAUCAGCAGAUGUUGAAAAAAUGCUAUUGGGUAACAAAUGUGAUCUCGCAGAUAGGAGGCAGGUUUCAAAGCAGAGAGGAGAGCAAUUGGCAGUUGAGUAUGGUAUAAAAUUCAUGGAAACUUCCGCCAAGGCCAGUAUUAACGUUGAAGAAGCUUUUUACACCCUCGCCCGUGAUAUUAAAGCCAAAACGGAAAAGAAAUUGAAGGAAGCAUCAAAUCCAACGAAGUCUGGUGGUCAUGCGUUGAGAGCUCCGGAGAUAUCGAGAAAGCCACCAGUAUGGCUAGCCCGUUGUUCCAUACUCUGACCCGCCAAGCCAGAUACAUACUUUAUCGAGGCUCAUUCAUGUACUUCUAUUUUAAAUUUGCGUUCUUUUUGUCGAACAAAAUUAACGUUUAACGAGGCUACACGCUUGCUCGAUAUCGUACUCCAACAUUUUAUUCUUUGACAGCAAAUUUGUUUCAUCAUCUGGUGGUGUUUUUUUUUUUUUUUUAUAAAUUAUUCAUUAUAAAUCCUUUCCACUGAUCGAAGGAUUAGGGGAAAAAAUGACCAAGCUAGGUUUCUGUUGCCUUUCCCGACACAUUCGAAUUAAUACGUUCAAAAGCAUGAGAUGUGUCAUUAGUCUUAUGUUUGUGCCCGGGCUGUGAUUGCUGCUUAAAUGUGUCGUUAGUUUUUUUUUUUCCCACAUUUUUAAACUUGUUUAGCAUUUGUUGAGAGUUCAUUAUGCCAUGAUUAAAUUUUUAUUCGACACUGAAGCUACUCUCAUUGAUCGUCCUCGAUUUCCUUCGAUUGGUGUACAGUGGCGAUGCGUCAACAUUAAACCACGUAAUACUAUGGAACUUCGAAAAACCAUGUACGAAACACAAAUACAGGCUGUUUCAUUUGUAACUAAAUAGGAACUUGCAUAUCAUGGCGAUGUAACGCGCUAUUUCACGUUCAAACUGAAACAGUGUGUGUCUCCGCAAUAUAUUAAUGUAAAACAAAAACGACUUAAUUAUUGAUAGAAGAAAGCACUUCAAUAAUUACCUGUGUCCGUGCGAUACAAACAGAGAUCGUGAUCGUUAUAAACGAAAUAGCUUUUACACCGAAUUAAUAAUAACAAAUUCACAUAACAUGAUACUACUACGUAGCCGCAUUAAUUCUUAGUUCAAUAACUAUACUCGUAAGAAAUAUAUAAAUAAAUUU